Phycomyces blakesleeanus NRRL 1555(-) is the source of this 1330-nucleotide messenger RNA. RefSeq lists its product as hypothetical. The record is from RefSeq and is a predicted model, not a curated record. Lineage: Eukaryota; Fungi; Mucoromycota; Mucoromycetes; Mucorales; Phycomycetaceae. The transcript is spliced from 13 exons. Gene Ontology annotation, molecular function: molecular adaptor activity; GTP binding; GTPase activity. The coding region runs from base 19 to 1113 and encodes 364 amino acids. Gene Ontology annotation, cellular component: cell division site; cytosol; septin complex. Gene Ontology annotation, biological process: cytoskeleton-dependent cytokinesis.
AACUCACAACCCUUCACAAUGGCUCAUAGACUUGGUGGCCGCAGAAAGAACGUCAAGAAGGGAUUCCAGUUUACCUUUAUGGUUGUCGGCACUUCUGGUACUGGGCGUACAACCUUUGUCAAUACUCUGUGCGAUUCCAACGUUCUGCCAAACAAGAUCUGUGACAAUCCUGAAGAUGCUCAUAUUGAAGAAGGCAUUAACAUCAAGCCGAUCUCAGUUGACCUUGAUGAAGAUGGGGUAAGAAUCUCCUUGACUAUUGUCGACACACCUGGAUUUGGUGACAAUAUCGAUAAUGAACGAUGCUUCCAUGAGAUCGUCGCUUAUCUCGAGCGACAAUACGAUGACAUAUUGGCCGAAGAGUCUCGGAUCAAGCGUAAUGCUAGAUUCCGUGACAACCGUGUCCAUGCUCUUCUGUAUUUUAUCUCUCCAACCGGUCACGCUCUACGUGAGAUUGACAUUGAAUUGAUGCGUCGUCUGAGUCCGCGUGUCAAUGUAAUCCCAGUCGUAGGCCGCGCAGAUUCACUCACACCUCAGGAGCUCAAGGAUUUUAAAAGAAGAAUAAUGGAAGAUAUUGAACAUUACAGCAUUCCAAUCUACAACUUCCCCUAUGAUGUUGAGGAAGAUGAUGAAGACACUGUUGAAGAAAACAGCGAGUUGAGAGCUCUCUUGCCCUUUGCUAUCAUUGGGAGCGAUGAAGAAAUAAAUGUCAAUGGCCGCAUUGUCCGUGGACGCCAGUACCCAUGGGGUGCUGUAGAAGUCGACAACCCCAAACAUUCUGAUUUUGGUAGAUUGAGAUCUGCUCUGUUGAGCUCACACCUCCAGGAUCUUAAAGAAAUCACACACGACUUCUUAUAUGAAAAUUACCGUACUGAGAAACUCAGUCGUACAGUGAGCGGCGGUGACCAAGAAGAUGCUUCAUUGAAUGCUGAGGAUAUGGCCAGCCAGAGUGUAAGGCUGAAGGAGGAACAAUUGAAGAAGGAAGAAGAAAAGCUCCGUGAGAUCGAAUUGAAGGUUCAGCGUGAAAUCCAGGAAAAGAGAGCGGAACUGUCGAGCAAGGAAGAGGCACUGCGCAGUUUGGAAGCUAGAUUAGCACAAGCUCAAUUGGCAGAUUAAAGACUACAAUAAUCAGUCAGGCAGUUAGCUUUCAUCUUUUUGAUGAGAUAAUCAUUUCUCCUGAUACAACCUCCACUCCUCCCCAACCUCACUAUCUCUCCCAUUUACAACCUCUUCCUUCUAUUAUAUCUUUAUAUUUUCCCUUUUUUUCUGGCGUUCGAAAUAGUAGCUUUAUAUCAUUUUAUUAUUAUUUAAAUAUCAUCUCUAUUUUACCUUC